Messenger RNA from Rosa rugosa (rugosa rose), 1924 nucleotides. RefSeq lists its product as uncharacterized. NCBI's taxonomy places the organism in Eukaryota, Viridiplantae, Streptophyta, Magnoliopsida, Rosales, Rosaceae. Bases 70 to 1770 code for a protein of 566 amino acids. The transcript has 9 exons. The record is from RefSeq and is a predicted model, not a curated record.
CAGAAGCUGUUUAUAUAUAACUUCUGUUAACAUGGUGGCCUACCUGUCUCUCUGUGAUCAUUUCUUGCUAUGGAUUUGUCACAAACUGGGAGAGCUGGGCUGAAAGCUCUCUAUGUGGUGUUUGCUUUCUGCUCUGCUCUCUUUCUGGGUUUUCUCAAAAGUGUUCUUGUGGGUCCUGUUUCUGCUCUAAUAAUGAUUAUAGGGAAUGUGGGAAUCAUAUUGGGCUUGUUUCCUGCACAUGUUGCCUGGAUAAUCUACACUCUUAUAAAGAUUGAUAGAUUUGAUGUACCACUUAAAGUUGCAAUAUUGUUUGGCUUGCCUGCCCUGUUUGGUAUCUGGCUGGGUUUGAGCAUAGCUGGGAGUGUUCUUGUGGGAUUGGGCUAUGGGUUCUUCACCCCUUGGGUUUCUACUUUUGAGGCUUUUAGGCAUGGCAAUGAGUUGAAGAAGUUCAAACAUUGUGUUAUUGAUGGAACUUGGGGAACUGUUAAAGGAAGCUGUACUGUAGUUAGAGACUUUGCAGACAUAUGUUACCACUCGUACCCGCUCUACUUGAAGGAGUUGCGUGAAUCCCCUGCUUCAGAAGAAGUUAAAACUCUAAGGUUGAUUCAUGUACCAGCAUGUAUACUAGUUGGUGUGCUGGGGCUAAUGGUGGAGAUUCCUCUUUACACUGCAAUUGCUGUUGUGAAGAGUCCAUAUAUGCUGUUUAAGGGCUGGUAUCGACUGAUUCAUGAUCUGAUUAGUCGAGAAGGACCAUUUCUUGAAGUAGCUUGCAUCCCUAUUGCUGGUUUGACAAUCCUCAUGUGGCCAAUUGUGGUUGUUGGAAGCAUCUUACUGACAGUUGUCUCCAGCAUUUUUGUUGGAUUAUAUGCAGCAGUGGUAGUAUAUCAGGAAAGAUCUUUCAAGAGAGGUGUGACUUACGUGAUUGCAAUGGUUGCUGAGUUUGAUGAGUACACAAAUGACUGGUUAUAUCUUCGAGAGGGCACCAUCUUUCCGAAGCCCCAUUAUCGAAAAAGAGUUGUUUCUCAACCAUCAGAGCUUUCUGUCCGAGGAAGGCUGGCAGCUGGAGGUAAGCUCAGUUCUGCUCCAAUGGAGGCACCUGCAAUGCAUAUGCCAAGUGCGGCCAAUUCAAGAUCAGUUAGAGAGGCUAUACAUGAAGUAAAAAUGGUACAGAUAUGGGGACAUAUGAUGAGAUCCUGCGAACUGAGGGCUAAGCAACUGUUGGAUGCAGAAGUUAUAACCCCAAGUGAUCUCUAUGAAUGGUUGAAAUCUGAGAACAGCAAUGAAGGGUGCAUCAUUGGUGUUGGUUUGCCUUGUUAUUCAUUCUUGCACACACUUCUCUGCUCCAUCAGAUCAAAUUCGGCUGGUUUGCAGCUGCUUGAUGAUGUUGAAGUUACCUAUUUGAAUAGACCACAUGACAAACUGAUGGACUGGUUCUUUAAUCCUAUAAUGGUCCUGAAGGAACAGGUCAAGGUCAUAAAAUUGGAAGAGGGUGAAGUGAGAUUUCUGGAGAAAGUACUACUUUUCAGAAGCAAUACACAGCGCAUGGAGGCUUGGGAUAAUGGAAGUUUAAUACCUCAAGAUGCUCUAAGAGCUGCUCAAAUCGAAGGCAUUAGUAGAAGGAUGAUUGGGAUGAUGAGAGGUGUGUCAAAAUUUCCCACUUAUAGGAGGAGAUUUCACCAAGUUGUGAAGAACUUGAUCACAUAUUCCAUACAGAAGGAGUCUACUGUUGCGCCCAGUUCCAUCGAAUCUACCUCCAUCGAAGAUGUUUAGCAUAAAGUUAAUUGAACUUUUUUUCUUAUAUGUAGUUUUCUUUUUCUUUUUACACUUGCACAUAAAUCUGCAUUGUAAUUAAAUUCGUAAGAACCGUAUUUUAGUUUGUUAAUCAGAUAUCGUUAGUAUAUACUAUUAGCUAAAACAAAAUGGU